Messenger RNA from Drosophila elegans, 1699 nucleotides. RefSeq names its product protein disulfide-isomerase A6 homolog (gene CaBP1). Gene Ontology annotation, biological process: response to endoplasmic reticulum stress. Gene Ontology annotation, cellular component: endoplasmic reticulum lumen. Lineage: Eukaryota; Metazoa; Arthropoda; Insecta; Diptera; Drosophilidae. The transcript is spliced from 2 exons. Bases 158 to 1453 code for a protein of 431 amino acids. The record is from RefSeq and is a predicted model, not a curated record. Gene Ontology annotation, molecular function: protein-disulfide reductase activity; protein disulfide isomerase activity.
UCAGUGACGUGUACUCUUCUUUUUAGCAAAAUAAAAGCCGCAUCGCUCUGUUCUGUACACUUAGUAUUGUUAAAGUAGACAAGCCGCGUUGAUUAAAAAAUUACAUCAGAUAAACCCAAAGAAAUAGACACGUAAGGGGCUCAAAGAAACAACAAAGAUGAGGCAACUGGCGAGCAUAUUGUUGCUGGCGUUUGUCGUGGCCAAGACAAAUGCUUUCUAUUCGCCCACCGAUGGCGUGGUGGAGCUGACGCCCUCGAAUUUCGACCGGGAGGUACUUAAAGACGACGCCAUCUGGAUUGUGGAGUUUUAUGCACCAUGGUGUGGUCACUGCCAAAGCCUUGUACCUGAGUACAAAAAGUUGGCCAAGGCUCUCAAAGGAGUCGUUAAGGUGGGCUCCGUAAAUGCCGAUGCAGAUAGCACGUUGAGUGGCCAGUUUGGUGUACGUGGCUUCCCCACCAUCAAGAUCUUUGGUGCCAACAAAAAGUCUCCCACGGACUACAGUGGUCAAAGGACCGCGAAGGCCAUUGCCGAGGCUGCUUUAGCGGAGGUCAAGAAGAAGGUGCAGAGUGUCCUGGGCGGCGGUGGAUCCUCCGGUGGGUCCAGCAGCUCAUCCGGCGAUGAGGUAAUCGAACUCACUGAGGAUAACUUUGACAAACUGGUCCUAAACUCUGACGACAUCUGGCUGGUGGAGUUCUUUGCCCCCUGGUGUGGUCACUGCAAGAAUCUGGCACCCGAAUGGGCAAAGGCCGCCAAGGAACUGAAGGGCAAGGUCAAGCUGGGUGCCCUGGAUGCUACCGCUCACCAGAGCAAGGCCGCCGAAUACAAUGUGCGUGGCUAUCCCACCAUUAAGUUCUUCCCAGCCGGUUCCAAGCGCGCCAGCGAUGCCCAGGAGUACGAUGGCGGACGCACCGCCUCUGAUAUUGUGUCGUGGGCCAGCGACAAGCAUGUGGCCAAUGUACCAGCCCCAGAACUCAUUGAGAUCACCGACGAGUCCACUUUUGACACUGCCUGCGAGGGCAAGCCUUUGUGCGUGGUCUCCAUCCUACCGCACAUCCUGGACUGCGAUGCUAAGUGCCGCAACAAGUUCUUGGACACACUGCGCACACAGGGCGAGAAGUUCAAGCAGAAACAAUGGGGAUGGGUCUGGGCAGAAGGUGGCCAGCAGUUGGCCCUGGAGGAGUCCCUCGAAGUGGGAGGUUUCGGCUAUCCCGCCAUGGCUGUGGUCAACUUCAAGAAGAUGAAAUUCUCUGUGCUCAAGGGUUCCUUCUCAAAGGACGGCAUCAACGAGUUCCUGCGCGACAUCUCAUACGGACGUGGACACACGGCACCGGUUCGCGGAGCUAAGAAGCCUGCGAUUGCGUCCGUUUCGGCAUGGGAUGGUAAGGAUGGACAGCUGCCCACUGAGGAGGACAUCGAUCUAAGCGACAUCGAUUUGGAUAAGGAUGAGCUGUAAGGCUGUGAGGAAUGGGAGACCAAGACUGUGUGUGCGGCCCAAGCUCAAAAUUCUACUUAUUAAACUAACAAACUCUUGCAUUCUGAAUGAUAUUCAUUAGUCAGCCAACGUAUCUAAAUAUAAAUAUUUCAUAGUUAUCUAUUAGCUUUUUUUACCAUCCUCACAUAGAUCUUAACAAAUUGAAACCAGCGAACAUAUGAACUAUGUACCAUAAAAUGAAUAAACUGUGCAACAAAUCAUGUAAAA